CCUUUCUCAUACCCCUCGAGCCCUCACUCUUGAUCAGUGUGGGCGCGAUGGGGCUCAUAGGUGUGGCCUAUGCCAUCGCAUUUAUACCCACAUUUGAAUCUAUAUUAGACAUCGCAUUAGAUAAAGGAUUUUCAGACAAUAUCUCAACCUAUAGUCUAGUCUCAGGCCUAUGGAGUGCUAUGUAUUCAUUGGGUGAAGUGACGGGUCCGUCGCUCGGGGGAUGGCUAUCGGAAAACUUUGACUUUUCAAUCGCGUCCACAAUUAUGGCCGCAUUUGCGUUAAUGGGUGCCAUAAUCGCCGGAAUCACGUUCUUCUUCGUGCAAUACGAGGAGUCCGACUCAUCCUCGUCUUCAUCCUCUUCC
Messenger RNA from Oppiella nova, 362 nucleotides. NCBI's taxonomy places the organism in Eukaryota, Metazoa, Arthropoda, Arachnida, Sarcoptiformes, Oppiidae. The record is from the annotation of a GenBank genome assembly.